AUGAGGUUCUCCAUCCUUGCCGUCGCGGCUUUGACGCCCCUCGCGUCCGCUCACUAUUUCUUCGACAAGCUCAUCAUCGAUGGUGUCGAGACUCGCAGCAAUGAGUUUGUCCGGUCCAACACUCGUCCGGCCAAGUACAACCCCACCAAGUGGGAGAAUGUCCGUGACGACAUGACGCCCGACGUCAACGACUUCCGUUGCAACAAGGGUGCGUUCACCUUUGCUGGCCAAACUGGCACUGCCGAGGUAAAGGCGGGCUCCAAGCUUGCUGUAAAACUCGCUGUUGGGGCCACCAUGCAGCACCCCGGCCCUGCCCUCGUCUACAUGUCCAAGGCCCCUGCCACGGCCAAGGCCUAUGAAGGUAAUGGAGAAUGGUUCAAGAUCUUCGAGGAGAGCGAUACUCCUGACGGAGAGUAUCUGAUCCGGCCGGAACACAUUGGAGUCCACGGUGCUCAUGUUGGGCAGGCUGAGUUCUACUACACUUGUGUUCAAGUCAAGGUCACUGGCGGUGGCAACGGCACCCCGGGCCCCACUGUCAAGUUCCCUGGUGCCUACAAGAAGGAUGACCCCUCGUUCAACUUUUCCAUCUAUGGAGGUGUGAAGGAUUAUCCUAUGCCUGGCCCAGCCGUUUGGACUGGUGGUCACAGCGUCGGUUCCGCUGAUCCUGCUCCUGGCGAGAGUGGGCCAGUUCCCUCUGCCACCAGCACUGUCGCUGCCACCCCUGUCGAGAGCGAGCCUGUCUUUGCUGCUCCGAGCGAUGUCGCUACCACCGAAGCCGCCAGCCCCACCGCCGCCCCCGGUUCGGGCUCCGGCUCGGGUGGUGACUAUGAAGAGGUCUGCACACGCACUCGCCGCCGCCGCCAGCGCGGCCGCAAGGCUCGCCGUGCAUUCCGCGAGUCUCUCCGCAAGCUGUAA
Molecule: messenger RNA, 915 nt
Organism: Verticillium alfalfae VaMs.102
Lineage: Eukaryota; Fungi; Ascomycota; Sordariomycetes; Glomerellales; Plectosphaerellaceae
Product: fungal cellulose binding domain-containing protein
Exons: 4
Coding region: 1-915 (304 amino acids)
Source: RefSeq, a predicted model, not a curated record